GUUCAUUUGUUUGUUUGAGUACCACCAACCCUUCCAUUCCCCCUUUCCCUUUCCUUUCUAUAUAGUGGUUGUUCAAGUAUUUUUCCUUAGAGUGCACGACUUUCUCUGGUUCGCUCUCUGCUACUACGGAAUACACUGCUCUGCUUCAUUGAAGAUUUAAAUCCCCGACCCACCAUCGACUGCAGGUAGCUAGGGCUGACGGGAUCUACAAAUUUGUGAUUGGUUUUCAUGCUGUGAGUCACAACAAAGUUGAAUUUAUUUGAUUGCUGCAAUUGACUAAAGAAAGUGAUGGUAAUUUGAAGAUCUCGAUUCUUCCAUGGAAUAUUUCUUGAAACCCAGUGGUGCUCCGGAGGCUUCACAUUUCCUUAUAGCGAUCUAUUUCUCUUUUCUUUUUGUUGGUGCUAGGUUCAUCUUUGACAAAUUUAUCUUUCGUAGGCUAGCCAUAUGGUUGUUGCGUAAUGGAAGACCUGCUUCUCUGAUGUUUGAUGAUGCUACAAGAGCAAAAAUCAUCAAGUGUUCCGAGUCAUUAUGGAAGCUUACUUACUAUGCAAUAGUGGAGGCAUCAAUUCUUCGCAUUUCCUACAGUGAACCAUGGUUUAGAGAUACACAGAAGUAUUUUAAAGGAUGGCCCGAUCAAGAGCUUAAGUUUCCUUUGAAACUUUAUUAUAUGUGCCAAUGCGGGUUCUACCUCUACAGUAUCGCUGCCCUUGUUACAUGGGAAACUCGAAGGAAGGAUUUCUCAGUGAUGAUGUCUCACCAUGUUAUCACCGUUCUUCUAAUAGGCAUCUCAUAUAUUACACGGUUUUUCAGAAUCGGAUCAAUUAUAUUAGCACUGCAUGAUGCGAGUGAUGUUUUUAUGGAAGCUGCUAAAGUUUUUAAAUAUUCGAAUAAAGAGCUUGCAGCAAGUGUAUUCUUUGGUUUUUUUGCUCUUUCAUGGCUCUUGUUACGGCUCAUAUUCUAUCCUUUCUGGGUGAUAAGCGCUUCCAGCUAUGAUCUCCAAUUUUGCUUGAAGCUUUCAGACCCAUAUCAUAGGGCUCUCUACUAUGUCUUCAACACCAUGUUGAUCAUGCUGCUUGUUUUCCAUGUGUACUGGUGGAUACUCAUAUGCUCAAUGAUAAUGCGGCAGCUGAAAAAUAAAGGAAAAGUUGGCGAAGACAUAAGAUCAGAUUCAGAUGACGAUUAGUGGAGGAUUUUAUGAGUUUCGAUCUUGAAAAUUUCUUGGGUACAAAAACAUUUAGAAGAAUGUUGCAUAUUUUAAGUGCUUCAAAUGGAUAGAUUUUUGCUGUACAAAAACAGGUUCUCUUGUAUAAUUGUUCUUUGGAGCAUUACAUCAAUUAGAUUCCAUAUAAUGGUGAACAGCAGCAAUUAAGUAUCAGUUUUGGUGUGCAUGGAGCUGCCCGAAAAACCAUUGAACGCGUUAUCGUAAACACUCGUCUCGUCAAUCUUCGAAAGAUUUUGAUAUUUUUGUAGUUGCGUCAUUGUGGCGGCUGUGCACAUACAUGCCAGUCGUAUACAUACUUUCCGUUAUGUUAAAAGCAUUUCUCGUUGAGUUUUGA
Messenger RNA from Amaranthus tricolor (Joseph's coat), 1556 nucleotides. Its product is annotated as ceramide synthase LOH2. Gene Ontology annotation, cellular component: membrane; endoplasmic reticulum. Gene Ontology annotation, biological process: ceramide biosynthetic process. The coding region runs from base 317 to 1183 and encodes 288 amino acids. The record is from RefSeq and is a predicted model, not a curated record. The transcript has 7 exons. Lineage: Eukaryota; Viridiplantae; Streptophyta; Magnoliopsida; Caryophyllales; Amaranthaceae. Gene Ontology annotation, molecular function: sphingosine N-acyltransferase activity.